Messenger RNA from Oreochromis niloticus (Nile tilapia), 2692 nucleotides. RefSeq lists its product as uncharacterized. The transcript has 12 exons. The coding region runs from base 474 to 1370 and encodes 298 amino acids. Lineage: Eukaryota; Metazoa; Chordata; Actinopteri; Cichliformes; Cichlidae. Gene Ontology annotation, cellular component: external side of plasma membrane. Gene Ontology annotation, biological process: cell surface receptor signaling pathway; negative regulation of T cell proliferation; cellular response to lipopolysaccharide. The record is from RefSeq and is a predicted model, not a curated record.
CGUGCAGCGAACUGAGCUAAACCGCGACGUAUAGGCGGCUUCACAGACAACAAAGCAGUGUAGUCCGGGAGUUAGCUGGAAAUUUCAAAGCUCUUGUUAUAGCGGACGUCGUCACAGUAAAAAAGGUGUAGGUUUUAUAUUAGCAUUAGGAAAUGGUCAAGUAGCUACUGUGAGCCAGUGUGACCUGCAGAGUGCUCAUUGCCAGCAUGUUUCUUUUUCACCAAGCAAAAGCUCAUGCUUGAUAUCAACUUUUUAAAAGGGGAAACAACUUCAUCAGCUUUAUACUUUAUAGCUUCACUCUGUUACCACGACAACUAUUUGGGAUUUCUUCCGAAGAAUUUCUGUCACAUGUUUAGUUGAGCCAGAAGUUGAUUCGGACAGGGAAGUGUAGGCUGAUUGUAUCACCACAUAAAAAACAUAGUAGACUGUUAAGGGAGUCUGCACAUUCAUUUUAACAGAGAGAGCACGAGAGCAUGAUGGCAUCCACCUGGAGCCGGUAUCACUUUCUAACUCAAAGGUUUUCCCUCGGUCUGCUGCUGUCUCUAGUUCUGACGUUGACUUGGCCCUUCACUGUCACAGGAAGUCGUCUCCCAGGGGAGGUCGGUGGAAAUGUGACUUUUCACUGCUCUGGUAAAUCAGUAAAGCACAUUGACUUUCUUUACCUCCAAAAAGACAACGUCUUUGUUAAUGGAUAUCAUGCAUCUAAAGAACUACGAACAACGUGGAACAACACAAAGUUUGAUCAAAACACUUCAUCUGUGUUCAUGGAUAACCUAAAGGUCUCACACAGUGGGGAAUACAAAUGUCUCAUUCGGUACAAAGAUGAGCAGCAUAUUAACGAAGACUCAAUAACCCUCAAUGUUACAGCAAAGUACAGCAGACCUGUAUUCAGUCCUCCAGUCUGCGACAAGGAAACCCAGGGUCAGAAUUGCCAAACAACGUGUACAUCAAAUAAUGGAUACCCAAAAUCCAGCAUGAUAAUUCAGGCUAUAGUUACCAGCACUAAUGAUACCAUCAGGCAGACAUGGGAACAUGUGAAGUCGGUCCAAUCCCCAAAUUCAAGUACUUUGCUGUAUAACAUUGCCACCACUGUGAGUUAUAACUGCUCGAACGGGGAGAUAAAGUUCAGCUGCUCCGUGGGUGACGUCACUUCAGAUGAGAUCUCAGUCUGUGCUCAUCAGACACAACACGGCAUUGAUAUAGUAAUUGUGACAGCCAUUUUUAUACUGGUGGUGGUGGUGGUCAUGAUUGCAGGUUUUUUGUGCUGGAGAAGACGGACAGGAGGCAGUAUGAGGCUAGAGAGAGUAAAUACAAAUGAGGCGGUGGAAAUAUCACUUUGUGAAAAAAAUGGAGAAAAAGAAGCUGCUUGAGGGGUGAACCAGUGAAGGACAACAUUAAAUCAACGUUCAAGGAUCUAGAGCGACAGAUAUUGUCUCCUCAGUGUCAAUUACACACUGUGAUCAACUGGUUCCAUGCAAAAUAGGAAUAACCUCACCGGUCCUCGCCAAGAGUGAGUGACUAUCACCAGGAACUGCAUGCUAUUAACAUUUCACACUCGACACUUGUGACUUUUAAGUGUUUGAGGAAGUAUCAUAUCUUGUUCUUUUACUGGUGAAGCAAAGUGCGUCACUAAAGUGAGAAUGACUGACUUCACUAUGUAAAAGCAAAAAAACAGAGACUUUAUCAGCGGUGUGCGGUCAGGUUGUUGAAUACUGGAAAACUGUGACAGAAAUACCUCCUGACGCCAUGUGAUGAAAGAUGAAAAACAAGAAGUUGGAGGAAUUAUAGAUAUGUAUGUUUGUAUUUGUAUACUAUGUAUAUGUGUACUUUGUUGUUACACCAACCGCUGCGGGAAGAACCUGGCACACUUGCUACAAUGGUCACUUGAGGACUAUGAGUCAUUUAAAAAAAUACUGUCAUUGCUGCACUUUAAAAUCCCCUUCUGUACAUUCCUUCUGUAGCCAAUUUUUAAUGUUUUUUUCCCUAGAUUUUUAAACAACAGUGUAAAUACUAUAUAUUUUUUUAUUUUAAUAAACAAAAAAGAAAAGUCCACAGUCAUCUUAGUGUUGAUUUUUUUUUGGUUUUGUUUAUUUUUUAAUAGAAUAGUACUACAUUGGGGUCAGAAAUAAUAACUGACAUAUACUGAAAAAAGUAUGGAUGAAGAAAAGGUGGAAUUCACAACAUUUUGUGGACAUUAACUUGUCAAUUUUAAGCAAAUUUUGUGUAUUGUGCAGUAAGUUCCAGUAUUUCCAGAGUUCCUUGUAAGGUGCAAUGUUGAAUACAAGGGAAAUGUGUUUUUUCUGUAUUUUAUUUAAAUGGCUGUUAAAUGUUCCCUAAUUGGGGAUAUUGCGGUCUUCUCCACAAUUCUGAUGUUUUCUCAGGUGACUGUUCUCAGGUUAUCACAUGUAACCUUUUGUAUGCUAUUAAGCAUAAUAUUUAUUUCAGUCUAACUUUUACUUCCUUGAAGAUAUUUAUCGGUAAAAUGUUUGUGAUAUUUACAGUUUUUGGUAAGAGGAGCCAGUCUGUUAUUCCCCAUUCCCUGGAAUUACCAAAAAUUCUCUAAAGGGUGUUUUCAUUUCCUAAAUCUGCAUGAAACACUCUUGUUCGGUGCCUAAUUUAUCUUUUUUUUUGUUUUUAGAAUUUCAAAUUCUGUCUGUAUCCCUUUUCAACCAAUAAAAGUUGUGUAAUUUAA